Pseudomyrmex gracilis is the source of this 3316-nucleotide messenger RNA. RefSeq names its product rho GTPase-activating protein 19-like. Gene Ontology annotation, molecular function: GTPase activator activity. The record is from RefSeq and is a predicted model, not a curated record. The coding region runs from base 398 to 3106 and encodes 902 amino acids. Lineage: Eukaryota; Metazoa; Arthropoda; Insecta; Hymenoptera; Formicidae. Gene Ontology annotation, cellular component: cytoplasm. The transcript is spliced from 7 exons. Gene Ontology annotation, biological process: signal transduction; regulation of small GTPase mediated signal transduction.
CACUUGAUUCAAUUAGAGAAGAGAAUUUUACUGCGCAUAGGAGAAGAAAAACGGGCAGAGUAGGGAUAGCGUUGCGUGCGGGAUUGGCGAAACACUUGCUGACAGCCAAUGGCUGUGGAGUGGAGAGACUGUUUUGUAGGGGAAGUGCGCGAAACGAACGCGUUUUUGUCCGUCAAAAUUCUCUUCUCUAUUUGAAUCGAGUGUAGUACAAGUCGUUCGUGGACAUAGCUACGUAGUUGCCAAUGUGCACCGCCUAUGGACAUUGCGCUGGCUUACAGAGUGGAAAGCGAUUACACAUUCUCUUAUGGGUCUGGCCGCUCUUAGUCUUCUCCCUGCUUUAAGUAAGCGUUGGCAAGCGUUUAAAUACAUUUAAAUGGCUGCGAAUCUCUAAUCAACAAUGUCAGAUUUUAACGAAGGAGUAGACGGAAAGUUGGCAUUUAGAAUGCGAAAAGUUAAUCCAGAUCAGUUUCAUACACUUGUAAAAAUGCAUCUGUCCUUUGAAUUGGAUCUUAAUGCAGAGGAUGAUGGUAUUAAUGAAAAAGCACCACUGAAAAAAUGGGGACUUCUGAGUUUUGCUAAGAAAUCCAAGUCCUCUAUUAAUACAGAUAAAACUGAAGGUAUUACAUUGUCUGAAGAUGGUAUAAAGCAGGUGAUGCAGUUAGUAGAAUAUUUGUCUAAAGAACAAAAUAUUGUACAAGAAGGAAUAUUUCGUCGUACUGGAAAAUUGACUAGACAACAGGACCUAAAAACAGCUAUGUCCCAAGGCUUAUCUUUAGAUUUUGGUGAUGGCAGAUUCAGUGUACAUGAUUGUGCUUCUGUGUUGAAAGGAUAUCUAGCAGAAUUAUCAGAACCACUUCUGACUGAUUCACAUUAUCCAGCUCACUGUCAAAUAGCUGAAUUAUGCAGUUUAGAUACAAAAGCAAGUGACGCAAGAUUAUUGAGUUCUUUACAAUUGCUUCUUUUGCUUUUGCCACUUCCUAAUAGAGUUUUGUUGAAAGCUAUUCUUACUUUGUUGAAUAAGACAGCUAGUUAUGAACAUAGCAACAAAAUGAAUAGCAAUACAUUGGCCACUCUAUUUACACCACAUUUAUUAUGUCCGCGGAAAUUGUCACCUGAAGCUUUGCACAUUAAUUCUCAGAAUUUGUCAUGUUUAGUUGCCUUUAUGAUUCGAAAAGGUGUAGAAUUAUUUGAGAUUCCACCAAAAUUAGCUACAGAUAUAAGAGCAUAUUGGAUAGAACAGGAAAGGAAAUUAUUAAGUCCUAAAAAGGCUGAUUUGAAUGAGUCAGUGCCAGAUACAACUAGUACAGCUCACACUGUAUUCAGUUUUGUCGAUCGUAAAUUAACAGCAAAAGCAAAUUCAACACAAGACACACAGGCAGCUUUAGCUCAGCUGUACGCUCAUAUACAAGCUAUGCCAGAAUCAGCUAAGAAGCGACGACUCGUCAAACAAUUCAACAAAGAAAAUGGUCAAGGUACACCUAGGCAUAUAAAACAUUGCAAGACAAAAAGCCUUGGAGACUCCAUCAAGAAACAUAUUUUUCAAAAGAAAAUUUUAGGAUGCAAGAAAUUUGGUGAUAAUACUGAAUGCAAUAUCACUAGAUCGAGCAGCGAAGAAAACAUAUUGUCAAUGAAACUCGAAGACUCAAUGCUUCCUUCAAGAAUGCUUCUUAGUAAAUCAAAUGACGAGCUUAGCACAGAAAAUUGUAAUACAACUGACAAUGAUUUCUUACAUAGUAAGCAUAUCAAUAGUAAUAGCAAUAAUCUUACAAAUGAAGUCUUAAUGAGUUUUGAUGUACAAGAUAAGGUAGAUGAUCGAUCUAUAAAUGUGGGAGAAAAAUCAGAUGAUAAAAAUACACAUCAUAAUACAGAAGACAGCUCAAAUUCAAUGCAAAUCUAUUUGAAUAGAAGUGUACAAAAUAGCAAUGUAAUGAUUAGUGACGAUAGACGUUCUGAUAUUGAUAAAUUAACGCGAACAAUCAAUGAGCCACAUGAUAUAUACUCUACUUGUAAUGUUAUUAAUUGUGGUAAUUUAUCAGUUACUGAUGAUAUUUUUGUACGGCAAAACUCGGAAUCUGUGUUUGCAUCUACUGCAAUGCCAAAUGUACAAAUCACCUCUUCAAAGACUCGUGCAUCAAGUAUCAAAUCGCCUGAAAUUGUUACAAAUGACGAGCCAUAUCCUGGGAGCUCAUGUGCACAUAGUUUACAAUCUCCAAUUAUAAGAAACAGAUUUAAGAACGUGUAUUCUGUUCAUACAUCGACGCCGUCGAGUUUAUUACGACAAAGCUUGGCUACUAAUGAUUAUAUCUCGACUCCUAAUACUAACAACGAUAAAAGCAUGAGUCCUAUUACACAAAGUGCAACAAAAAUGACAAAAGCCAUGCAGGAAACUAUGAUGACUCCACGCUCCAGAAAGCCAGUAAUGAUGGUCUCAACUUCAAAUCUUUGUAAUCUCGUUACUGACAGUAGCUGCAAUGCGCAUAUAUUAAAUUUAGACAUGGUUGGUGCAAUAAAUAACUGCACUUCUAUUUUGGAAGAAUCCCAAACAUAUAAUAGUACGGCGGAUAAUGUAUCUUCUCAUAUAAAAGAGACAGAAAUAAACACAUUAGAUACGCUUACGAAGCAUAAGGAAGCAUGUAUACACAUUGGUAAUUGUUGCUCUUGUACGCAACAAGUACAGCAAAGUUUAAUGUCUCUAACGAGUACAUUUAAAGAAUAUCUGCUUUCGAGAAGUGUAUUAACUGCGAGUCCCGUUGAUCUUAGUUUUACGUCGCGGACAGGCGACUUUGAGCAGUCAGAAUCCGACCUAAAUAUUUUCAAUGAUGAUACAGUGUCUGACAGUUUGUUACAUUGCUUGAAUGGUAACCAACCGGAGUCUGAUACUUCUGGCAUAGCAUCCGUCAGCACAAAUAGUACAAAUUCCACGGAAAAAAUUGAAAUUUUUUCUCCGAGAAAACGAGGAACCAGUUUACAACGAAAUGACUCGAAAAGAUCUGCUAAAGAUAGUUUAGUGAAGAGCUCAAGAGACAAAGAAUUGAAACAUGGACGAAAUGAAUCAACAUUAAGGCAUAUAAACAUGCAGGACAGUUUUCAGGAGACAUCGUUUUAAUUUAUUAAGAUUCGGUAAUAUUAUAAAUAUCGUAUGUUAUUGAAUAGAUUUUCUUUAAAAUUUAAACAGUUGCUAGAUACUUGUAGUCAUAAUAUAACAUUAGAAGCAAAAAACCGUAUAUAAAUGAAUAUUGAUCAUGUACUUUUAUACAUCAAAAUAAGUGUUUUAUAUAUUGUCACAAUAUUCGAAAAUAUAUAUUGGUAAAUUGUA